UGGGCACACAUCAAGAAGUAUUAUGUAUUCUCUUUUUUCUCUCUCUUUCUCUUUGCGUAUUUCUGCCACUCUUUCCGACUAGGUUUUCGUGAUUUGCUUCGGAGUUUAUGGUCCGAUCUUUAUGGUAUUUUAAGCAUGGUAUUCAAAUGUGUGCAAAUACCAAAUGCGAAAUACCAAUGCGAAAAAUGUAAUUAUGGGAGAAACUUGGGUAUCUAAAAUUGAAAUAUUCACCUUGUGUAUAUAAGUAUUAUUCGAGAGUAUACCCACCAAAUUUGGUGCCUUUAGCGCUUAAAAGCAACGAGAUAUUGUUUAAAAAAACAUGAUUGGGACAUGAUUAAAAUCUUAAGUAAAAAGUCCUAAUAUUGAUGCUGAUCAUAAAUAUGUCAGAGAUGCUUCCAUGUGUCUGUUGCAUACAUGGGCAUAAAACUGAUAUGCCCAUUCAGUAGUUCAGGGUAUAAAGAGCACGAAAUAAUAGAUAAUUAUUUGUGUGCUAUUGCUAUAAAGAGAGUGGCAGCCACACGCUCAAAUUCAGUUAGCGCUAAUUUCUCAAGGGCUGAACACGCAAUUUCAACAUGGACUUAGUAGUAGACUUACUAUAUGCCCGCUUCAGCCCCCUGCCGUUCAGUUAUAAUGACGGCAAAGGCUUUGGGAGUGGAGCUUAACAAGAAAUUUCUUAACAUCUUGGAGGGUGAGCAGCUGAAACCUGAGUUUGUUAAACUUAAUCCACAGCGCACAAUUCCAACGCUCGUGGACAAUGGCUUCGCAUUGUGGGAGUCACGCGCCAUUCUAAUAUAUCUGGCUGAGAUGUAUGGAAAGGACGAUUCGCUAUAUCCCAAGGAUCCAAAGCAACAGGCCUUAGUUAAUCAGCGACUUUACUUUGAUAUGGGAGUGCUGUUCAAGUCGUUCUACGAUUAUUACUCGCCAAUAUUUCGUCUAAGGAAGCUAGGAGAUCCUGAAGACUUUAAAAAGAUAGAGACUGCCUUUGGUUUCCUAAACACCUUCUUGGAAGGUCAGUUGUAUGUAGCUGGGCACAAUUUGACAAUCGCGGAUAUUGCCAUCCUGGCCAACGUUUCGUCAUUUGUGACAAUGAACUUUGAACUUAAGAACUAUCCCAACGUUGCCAAGUGGUACGAAAAUGCCCAGAAGGUAACACCCGGAUGGAACGAAAACUGGGAGGGCUUGCUGCAAAUGAGGGACUUUUUUGAAGCUAAGACAAAGGAAAUAAAGGCAUAAAUGAUGUUUUCUUGGUAUAUUAAGAAAAAUGAAAUAAAAUAAUUAUGAGCAUAUAUCUAGAA
Molecule: messenger RNA, 1295 nt
Organism: Drosophila virilis
Lineage: Eukaryota; Metazoa; Arthropoda; Insecta; Diptera; Drosophilidae
Product: glutathione S-transferase 1-1
Biological process (GO): glutathione metabolic process
Molecular function (GO): glutathione transferase activity
Source: RefSeq, a predicted model, not a curated record